Mauremys reevesii (Reeves's turtle) is the source of this 2031-nucleotide messenger RNA. RefSeq names its product serine incorporator 2 (gene SERINC2). Bases 116 to 1471 code for a protein of 451 amino acids. Gene Ontology annotation, cellular component: membrane. The record is from RefSeq and is a predicted model, not a curated record. Lineage: Eukaryota; Metazoa; Chordata; Testudines; Geoemydidae. The transcript has 10 exons.
CGGCGGAACGAGCCGAGCGCCGGAGGCGGAAGGGGGCGAAAGGCGGCGGAGCCCAGCGCCGGGACCAUUGUAACCGGCUGGAGCGGGGCUCGCUGCGCCCGGAUCGUGCUGCGCCAUGGGGGCCUGCCUGGGGGUCUGCUCCCUGCUGAGCUGCGUGUCGUGUCUGUGCGGCUCAGCUCCCUGCCUCCUGUGCGGCUGCUGCCCCUCCACCAGGAACUCCACCAUCUCCCGCCUCAUCUUCACCUUCUUCCUGUUCCUGGGCACGCUGGUAUCCAUUAUCAUGAUCAUACCCGGUGUGGAAGAGCAGCUGCACAAGCUUCCUGGCUUUUGUGAAGGAGGCAGUUCAAGUCUAGGCAUCCAAGGUCGUGUCAACUGCAAGUCCUUCCUGGGUCAUAAGUCCGUGUACCGCAUGUGCUUUGCAACGGCUGCUUUCUUCUUCCUCUUCGCCUUGAUCAUGAUCUGUGUGAGGAGCAGUAAGGACCCAAGAGCAGCAAUUCAGAAUGGGUUUUGGUUCUUCAAAUUCCUGAUUUUGAUUGGAAUCACAGUGGGCGCUUUCUAUAUUCCCAAUGGAUCGUUCACGACAGUGUGGUUCUACUUCGGCGUGGUGGGGUCCUUCCUCUUCAUCCUCAUCCAGCUCAUCCUCCUGAUUGACUUUGCCCACUCCUGGAGUCAGGUCUGGCUUCGUAAUGCGAACGAAGGCAACGCCAAGGGCUGGUAUGCAGCCCUCUUCAUCUUCACCUUCACCUUCUACGCGGUCUCCCUCGCGGCCGUGGUGCUGCUGUACGUCUACUACACCAAGCCUGACGGCUGCACGGAGAACAAGGUGCUGAUCAGCCUCAACCUGAUCUUCUGCAUCAUCGUCUCUGUCGUGUCCAUCCUGCCCAAGAUCCAGGAUGCUCAGCCUCACUCAGGCCUGCUGCAGGCCUCCAUCAUCACCCUCUACACCCUGUUCAUCACCUGGUCGGCCCUGGCGAACGUACCGAACAAGUACUGUAACCCCACGCUCCUGGUGAGGAACAGCACCGCUGGCCUCGUGGCUGACGGGCAGGUGACUCAGUGGUGGGAUGCCCCGAGCAUUGUGGGAUUGGUCAUCUUCCUCCUGUGCACACUCUUCAUCAGCAUCCGCUCCUCAGACCACAGCCAAGUGAACAAGAUGAUGCUGACUGAGGAGAGCCCGGCCAUGCUGAGUGGCGGGGAUCCGAGCGUGGAAGAUGGGGGACAUCGGGCCUAUGACAACGAGCAGGACGGCGUGGCCUACAACUACACCUUCUUCCACAUCUGCCUCUUCCUGGCCUCCCUCUACAUCAUGAUGACGCUCACAAACUGGUACAGGCCCGAUGAAGGUUCCCAGAUGAUGACGAGUCCGUGGACUGCAGUCUGGGUGAAGAUCUCUUCCAGCUGGGCUGGUCUCCUCCUCUAUCUCUGGACCUUAGUGGCCCCCAUCCUACUCCCUGGCCGGGAGUUCAGCUGAAAAGGACCUGCAGACAACCAUGGUCCAAACCUGCUGGACAGCUCGGACUCUCCAAAUCAAGGAGCUGUCUUGCCAAAGUCCUGUCCCUGUCCCUGUGUCUGGAGCUGGGUUUGGUUCUCAUGGUGGGGAAAGUCCUAGCUAUGGAUGAAUGCUGGGCUCCUGUUUCUGCACCGAGACCGGUUCCUUGGAAUUGUGCCUUUCUUUGUUUAUUGUUUUAAAAGGGAAAAAAGUGCCAAGCAGGGAAAGUCUGUAGCUUGUGGGUGAAGUCGGAAGCAUCGGAGGAAAUGUUGCUGGGUUUCUGGGUUGUUUGGGGGUUUGUUUUACUAUUGUAGACCUUCGCGUUUGUUUGGUGUUUCUGCAUGGCCUCUGUGCUGCUCUUUUGCAAGGAGGCAGUUGAAUCACCUUUGAGAAUUUUUGUUUUUAAGCAGAUGCUUGUACAAUGCAUUCUUCAACUCGUGUUACCCGGGGAGCAUUUUGUAUAAUUCUUGCACAGCCCAUUUUGGCAUGUACCUGUCCAUGGACCUGCAAAGGUUUAAAUAAAUGGCCAGAAUUCAGUAUCA